Adineta steineri is the source of this 1686-nucleotide messenger RNA. Lineage: Eukaryota; Metazoa; Rotifera; Eurotatoria; Adinetida; Adinetidae. The record is from the annotation of a GenBank genome assembly.
AUGGCAUCAACGAAAUUAACUAAAGGAUCUAUUGCGCGUUAUAAAACUGGGGAUACUCAACAAUCACCAAUUGUUAAAAUCACUAACGUUCGAGUAUGUGGUGAAUCUUCUACAGCAGCAAGUAAUGAUAGUGAACGUUAUCGUUUAUCAAUAAGCGACGGUCAAGAUACGUUUGAUGCUUGUGUAUUAUCACCUGACCUAAAUAAAUUGAUUAAAGAAAAACGUUUACAUGACAAUUCCAUUGUUCAACUUGAAAAAGUUGUACAUAAUUCAACAGCUACUGGAAAAUCAUUUUUAAUAAUUAUGGAUUUAAUCAUUUUACCUGAAUCUUCUACAACAACAACUUCAAAUAAUAAUAAUAAUAAUAAACAAGCGAAUACAAAUAUUUGUCCAAUAGCGAUGAUCACACCGUACUUAAACGGAGUAUGGAAAAUUCGUGCACGAUGUUUUGCUAAGAGUGCAAUUCGACCACAUCCUGUAUGUGAUUUUGAUUUCGUUGAUGCCAGCGGAGAAAUUCGACUAGUUGCAUUUCGUGGUGAAUGUACUCGUUUUCAUCCGAUGAUCGAAAUAGAUAAAAUCUAUGAUAUUAUGGGUGUACGAGUAAAAACAGCAGAUAAACGUUGGAAUACUCUUCAUAAUGAUUAUGAAUUAACACUAAAUUCAGGUUCAAUUGUUCGAUUAGUUAAUGAUCCUUCUGUAAAUACUAGUAUUCCUGAUGUACAUUAUGAUUUUAUUCCACUUCGAGAUGUUUCAAAACAUACCAGCGAAUCAUAUAUUGAUGUUAUCGGUAUUAUUGAUACAUGUUCGGAUGCAAUUCCAUUUACUAGUAAAACAUCUGGUAAAGAUUCAAAACGUCGAGAAUUAACAUUAAUUGAUGAACAUACGAGUAUGUCUGUAACUUUAUGGGAUGAUCAAGCUGAAGAUUUCGAUGAAGAAUUAGCAGAAAAUAAAACUGUUGUUGCAUUUCGACGUAUUCGAGUCGCUAUUUAUAAUAACAAAUAUAGUUUAUCUGGUAGUAAAAAUAUGAUUAUGAAAAUUAAUCCAGAUCUUAAAGAAGCGAAACAUUUAAGAAUAUGGUAUGAUGCUGGAGGUCAUUCAAUGCAUAGUCAGAUAACAACAACAACAACAACACCAACUCGUCCAGCAUUAGAUGCAUCAUGGAAAACAAUUGGACAAAUUGAAAAUGAAGAACUUGGUAGAAAAGGUCGACCAGAUUAUGUCAUGUUAAAAGCUACAUGUAUGCAUAUAGCAGAUAAUCGAGUUAUUUAUAUGAGUUGUCCAAAUGAUGGCUGUUCAAAGAAAGUGAAUAAAUUAUCAUCGGCUCUUUAUCGGUGUGAUAAAUGUCAACAAGAUUUUAAUGAAUGUCAUUGGAAUUAUAUGUUUCGUGCUGAACUUACUGAUUCUACUGGUGCAAUUUGGGCUUCGUUUUUUGGACAACCAGCUGAACAACUUAUGGGCUAUGUAACAGCCGAACAAUUCGCUGAUGCUAAAGAGAAUGCUAAUGAAUUACUUAUGCAAAAGUAUUUGAAUAAAAAUACUUUCCGUGAAAAAAUCUUUCGUUUACGUAUCAAUGAAGAAACAUUCAAUGAUAUAACUACAGUUAAAAUCUCAUGUAUAUCGAUUAGUGAUAUUGAUUUUAGUGAAUAUGGUCAUCGUUUAAUUGCAAAUAUUCAAAAUGGAUUUUAA